CGUUUUGCUCAAAAAUGAGCACAAUAGACUUGUUUGACAAUUUGUAGCUUGUAUGCCCGUCUUAUUAUAACAGUGGACCAUCGUCCACCACCCUCUAUAUCUACCCAGUCGAUACGGAGAGCCGUUUUCUAGGCAGCCUCGUAACCAAAAGAGCUUUGGACCCAUCAUCGGCAACUCUACGAGCAAUAUCUCAAGAUUAUUGAAAAGGGCUGCCACGUUGUCUACCAGGUUGUUAUCGGAUGAAGUCUGCAGUGUACCUAUUAUGGACUGUCAGUGGGUGUCCUAUCCUGUCACCAGUGCGUCUUCUGAUGAAUGCUUUGCAGGAUUAUCGCAACGGGAUCUACGGCCUGGUCAAUAUGUGUUGGAGCCGAAGAAAGCAAAAGCCUUACCGCCAGGCGCGAACCACUAGUAGUGAAUCGUCAGGUCCUACGAUCUCAACUGACGAUGAUCUGCAUCUACCCGCCUUACAUUACAGAUCUAAGAUCUCUCGUCUUCUGUCCCGAAUCCCUAAAAGAAGAAAAGAUCGACGCCAAGGAGUGGAUGUUAUUGGAAUUGUUCAGCCAUAGCCAGGAACAUGUACAACGUUGACCACGUGGUGAGGUCGGCGAUCUCGCAACCUUUCGAGUGUGGA
This is a messenger RNA of Truncatella angustata, 631 nucleotides long. RefSeq lists its product as uncharacterized. NCBI's taxonomy places the organism in Eukaryota, Fungi, Ascomycota, Sordariomycetes, Amphisphaeriales, Sporocadaceae. Bases 240 to 566 code for a protein of 108 amino acids. The record is from RefSeq and is a predicted model, not a curated record. The transcript has a single exon.